GUCCCUGCGGCCGGGCGGGGCAGUACCUCUCCGGCUGGAAUGCGGCUCCGCUGGCUCCGGCCACGCCUAUCGCUCGCGGAGCUUCCGCCGCCCUGGGCCCCUCGUCUGUCCUCCCCUGACGGGCGGUGCCAGUCUGCAGCCCGCGGCAACCAAGGGGAGAGACGCAGCCGGGCAGGGAUGGAAGACUGGGUUUACUGUCUCUCUCUUUUUUGUGCGGUGUUUUCUGCAAGAGUCCUUGGUUUUCCAGAUGGAAAAAUCAACCCAGCUUGUGAUUCUAUGUUACCUAGUCAUGGUAACUUUGUUUCCCAAACUACCUCAGCACCUUACAGGAUCUCCAUAUCCAGCACUUCAUUUGACCCAGGAAACAAGAUCACAGUGACUCUACAAGGAAUUGACAAUUCCACUUUUAAAGGAUUUUUACUGCAGGCCCAAGCAGUUAGCGGAGAUGGUAUUGUUGGUACUUUUCAAAUCAUAGAUCCAAACACGCAAGGUCUUUUGUGUAACCAAGUUCAGAAUUCUUCAGUGAGUCACACAGAUCGCAACAGCAAGAAAAAUGUAACAGCAAUUUGGGUAGCACCAUCAGGCACAGGAAAUGUACAAUUCAGAGCAACUGUUGUUCAGAAUGUGAGUGUUUUCUGGACUAAUGUCAGAAGUCAAACUCUUGUGUCUUCCAGUUCCUCUGUUGACUCAGGGAAUGACGACAUUUAUAUCUAUGGUAAGAAUGCAACAGGACAAAUAGAAGUUCAACAUGGCUUUUCAACUGGACGAACUAGUCCCAACGGUUUGUCGCUGACCUCUGGACGUGAAGGCUGUGGCACACAGAAGUUCUGUUUCAUCAGUCCUGCUGGGUGUAAUCUGGAUGAUCCAAAUUGUUAUUUCAUGUCUUCUGAGUCACUAGGUGGUGAUGCUUUUAAAUUUGAAAUGAGCGGCCUUUCUGAUGGAUAUAUAGCCAUUGGGUUUUCUGAUGAUACACAAAUGGGGAAUGACGACAUUUAUAUCUGUGGUAAGAAUGCAACAGGACAAAUAGAAGUUCAACAUGCCUUUUCAACUGGACAAACUAGUCCCAACGGUUUGUCGCUGGGUGAUGUUCAGAGCAUAAUGACUUCCUUUAACAAUGGAAUCAUCAACUGCUCUUUCAUUACAAGAAAUCCCAUAUCGACUCAGUCAAAAGCUGCCAGCAAUUUGUACUUCAUAUUUCUGGCCCAGGGACCAUCAUCAGCUGGACAGAUACAGAAGCAUCCUAGGACACCCUUUAUCACUCCUCAGAAAGUGAACAUUUCAAGCUAUGAAGCAGUAGGUGGCACCAGUUCUACACCUUCUAUUAUUAAGGCUCAUGGGGCCCUGAUGCUGAUAGCCUGGAUGACCACAGGAAGUAUAGGAAUGAUAUUUGCUAGGUAUUUGAAGAAUGCUAUCGGAAAAACUCUCCUUGGCAAAGAUAUUUGGUUUCAGAUUCAUUUGUCUCUGAUGGUGAUAACUGUCGCAGAAACAAUAACUGCCUUUGUACUGGCCUUUGUAGCAGUAAUGGGAUGGGCUAAUGAUGCAGAAGCCCAUGCUGUCAUCGGAUGCAUUGUCAUGAUUCUUUCUUUCUUUCAACCAGUGAUAGCUUUUUUUCGGCCUUCUCCUCAAAGUAAAAGGAGAUUUAUUUUUAACUGGUUUCAUGCUCUAAAUGCUUUUGUCAUAAAAGUCCUGGCCGUUGCUGUCAUAUUUCUGGGACUGCAGAUGCUUGACCCAUCUCCCAGCCGAUGGAUGGUCAAAACUAUGGGAGGAUUUGUAGGAUGGGAGGCAUUAGUGUACAUAAUGCUUGAUGCAAAUGCUUGGUUGAAAAAGAAAGAGAAAUAUGAAGAUUCACAUAGGAAGGUAAAAAAUGAAAUGGUUCUAUUUUUAAUAUAUACAUGUGGAAACCUGGCAUUUUUAAUAGCACUGCUUGUGGGAAUUGGAAAAUCCUAAAAUGGACAGAACUUAUCUUGGAGGAAUGAAGAUUAUUCCUAUCUUGAGACACUUCUAGAGUAAAUACAAAAAAAAUGAACACUGAAUAGAUGUGUUAGCAAGUUUUUAAUUGUUUAUAAAUAAUAUUUUAUGUUCUCUAAUUGACACAUUAUCAUUUUCUACACAAUAAUUGAAAAUAAUUUUUAUAAAUGAGAUUCCAUUAGCUACUUAUUGGAGAUGUUCUACACAGUAUAGUAUGAUACAGAUAAUUAUUUCUGACAUGAAAGGUAAGAAGGCAAUAUAUAAAUGCUAGGUGUUCACAGUUGUUUCAUAUUACACUCCUUUCUAACCUUUGUCGAUGUUUCCAUCUUUAACAAGAGAGGAUUUGUUUGUAUAGAGAAAAAGUUGAGGACCUGAUUUUCAUAUGACUAAUUUAGACUGAACUGCACAGGCAAAUCUCUAUGCCCACCAGAGUCCUGUUGGCUUCAGGAUUUCAGUGAGGCUCAGUGCAGGCUCAGAGGUCCAUCGGCAAGGUUCCCAGUACAAGGUCAGGGCCACAGAGCAUGUCUACACAGGAGCUGGAAGGUGUAAUUCCAGCUCAAGGAGAUAGACCUGUGCUGUCUCUGAUCAAGUUAGCACUCAAAAAAACAGAAGCAUCAUCAUGGCUGCACAAGCAGCAGAACAAGGUAGCUACACUGAGUACAUACAUAUGGUCUUGGUCUCUCAUGCCACAGUGGCCAUACUUCUUUUUUUUUUUUUUAGCAUGCUAGCUUACUCAGAGCUAGCUUAGCUAAGUCUCCUCAAGCUGGAAUUUAAACCUUCCAGCUCCUGUGCAGACCUAUUCCCAGACUACUGUAGGCUUCUGUUCCCAGUGAUGUCAACCAAAAAACUCCCUCUGACUUACAUGGUGCAGGAUCCGACCUAUAGUCAGUGCCUGGCUGUGUUCAUGCUUGUUCAGAUUUAAUGGGUAUUUCUAAUAUAAUUCCUUGUUUUCAAAUGCUCAUAACUUUCUUUUUUAGUCUGAAAACAGGAACAUGAGAUUUAAAAUGCAGCUAUGUUUUGAAAAUUGUAAAGGUCCCAGAACCCAUGAUGUACUCUAUAUAAGCUUCUUUUUUAUUAAUUGAUUGUAGUUUUUAUAAUGCAAUGUACAUAUGAUGAAUAAUAAAGCAGGUCUCAGAACAGG
This is a messenger RNA of Malaclemys terrapin pileata, 3109 nucleotides long. RefSeq names its product putative ferric-chelate reductase 1. Gene Ontology annotation, molecular function: oxidoreductase activity, acting on metal ions. The record is from RefSeq and is a predicted model, not a curated record. Lineage: Eukaryota; Metazoa; Chordata; Testudines; Emydidae.